Molecule: messenger RNA, 655 nt
Organism: Saccostrea cuccullata (small rock oyster)
Lineage: Eukaryota; Metazoa; Mollusca; Bivalvia; Ostreida; Ostreidae
Exons: 5
Coding region: 77-655 (192 amino acids)
Source: RefSeq, a predicted model, not a curated record
UUACCCAGCAUGCCUCAGUGAUGAUCAAAAGCAAGCAUGCCUUCCUUUAUAUGACUUCUUGUGUAGUGCAGGGACAAUGUUCGAUUUGACCAAAGUUUGGCCGACCUAUGUUUUUCUAGUGGAAGUGUAUAAUAAACAAAAAAAAUCUUCAAAAACAUCGGAUCCUCAUAUUAAACAAGCAGACAAUUUUAUUCCCCAUGUUUUGCAAAAUAUGAAAUCUUGUAUGGAUUCAGAAACAUGGAAAGCUGCAGAAGCCGAGUACUUAGAUCUCCUUCAGAGACAAGAACAAAUGAGACGUGAUCCAGAUUUGGCAAGAGAGAAAGAGCUUUGGGUUUUAAAUGGUGAUGUAGCUGCUCAGAAAUUUCUUGAUAAUAUUGAAUACAUGGAUAGGGCUCUGUAUGUAACAAUAAAGGAAGCAGUGCAGAGGAAUUUACAGGGAAGUCAGGCUACCUGGUGCCAGUAUGGGUCUCUUCUCCAUUCAUCGGAGCUCCUUAGCCGGAGUGAAGAACAAAAGAGCCGACGAUAUGAAAAUGAAAUGGAUGAGUUACGCGAGAAAUGUGAACAGCUGAGAAUGCAAAAUGAAUUAAAAUCAAAAGAAAUCGAGGAGCUUUCAACGAGGUUAUCUCAAUUUAUACAUGGCAUACCGCUUUUGUAA